UGUUUGGAGACAAUUUUCCCUCUAUUUACUCCAGAGAGUCCAAAGCUCAGUUGGUACCCAGUGACCUGGCAACUGAGUGGAUGGAUAAAAGGAGCAGGCUGAACUCAUGCAGGUCGUCGAUGGGAUGGCAAUCCAGAUUUAAGACGCUGAAAACAAGAUGAAGAGAUUUUAAAAAUAGCAACUUGUGCCUGCUAAAACUGAGAACAUGAAUGAGGAUCCAUAAUAUCAAUGUUUUAUAACAGACCAACAGUAGUGAUGGAAGUCUUGUAUGGUUAUGGGAUCAGCAGUACGUUGUACCUGCAGACCCAUUAUGGACAUGCACAAACCUGGUUUACAUUUGUGUCUAAAGUGGCAGACCUGCGUACAACAUUUUUAUUCUUUUUUCCAAUCUGGUUCCAUCUGCAGUCAGCAGUGGGAGUCAAGCUGGUCUGGGUUGCUGUUGUGGGAGACUGGCUCAACUUAGUCCUCAAGUGGCUAAUGUUUGGUGAGCGCCCUUAUUGGUGGGUUAAAGAAACUGUUUAUUAUGGCAACUCAACUGUGCCACAAAUCAAACAGUUCCCCAUGACCUGCGAGACUGGCCCUGGAAGUCCUUCUGGUCAUACGAUGGGAGCUGCAGGGGUUUACUAUGCCAUGAUCACGUCACUGCUGUCAAUUUUGCAGAGUUUUGACCCCCUAAAAAGAUGGUGCUUGCAGGGUCUUCUUUGGGCUCUUUUCUGGAGUGUGCAGGUUUGUGUCAGUCUUUCUCGAGUCUUCAUUGCAGCUCAUUUCCCACAUCAGGUCAUUGCAGGAGUUGUUUCGGGAAUCGCCGUGGCCAAGGCUUUUAAUAGAGUUUCCUGGAUCUAUUCAGCAAGCUUGAAGAGUUAUGUGCACACCAUCCUGUGUCUUGUGUUCGUUGCGCUGGGGCUUUAUACAUUGUUGGAUGCUGCUUCAGUAGACCCCUACUGGAGCCUAAUGAAGGCCAAGAAAUGGUGCAUUCAGUCUGAAUGGGUCCAUCUGGACACCACACCCUUCGCUGGCCUCCUUCGCAACACCGGGGCCCUGUUCGGACUAGGGCUGAGCCUCCAUUUGCCUAAUCAUGGUGAUUUGGAGAAAAACAAGAGCUGUGGAAACAGCACCAUUUACAGACUGACCUGUACAGCAGCAACACUGCCACUCCUGAGCCUCUUAGACUCAUUCAGACCUCCCACUAGCACUCAUGCGCUCUUCUAUGCACUUUCCUUCUGUAAGAGCGCCACUGUGCCUCUAACCACAAUAAGUUUUGUACCUUACUGCAUAAGCACAUUAGCAAAUGUGUACCACAGAAUGAAAGCAUAUUAAAGAAAACACAUUAUGAAACUGUAUUUAAGCUUUUUGUCUUUAACUGCAAUUAAGUCUGUAUUUAUGCUACCAGUCAAAAGUUUUUGAACAGUAAGAUUUUUAUGUUUUUUAAAGAAGUCUCUUUUGCUCACCAAGUCUGCAUUUAUUUGAUCCAAAGUACAGC
This is a messenger RNA of Labeo rohita (rohu), 1480 nucleotides long. RefSeq names its product glucose-6-phosphatase catalytic subunit 1b (gene g6pc1b). The record is from RefSeq and is a predicted model, not a curated record. The transcript has 5 exons. Gene Ontology annotation, molecular function: glucose-6-phosphatase activity. Bases 229 to 1317 code for a protein of 362 amino acids. Gene Ontology annotation, biological process: glucose 6-phosphate metabolic process; gluconeogenesis. Gene Ontology annotation, cellular component: membrane. Lineage: Eukaryota; Metazoa; Chordata; Actinopteri; Cypriniformes; Cyprinidae.